Molecule: messenger RNA, 1629 nt
Organism: Spinacia oleracea (spinach)
Lineage: Eukaryota; Viridiplantae; Streptophyta; Magnoliopsida; Caryophyllales; Amaranthaceae
Product: thaumatin-like protein 1b
Exons: 3
Coding region: 211-1176 (321 amino acids)
Source: RefSeq, a predicted model, not a curated record
AUUAACACGUUCGUCCAGAAUUUUCGCACUCCUCCUCUAUAAAUACCCCUAUCCUGCCGCCUUCCCAGAAAUCCCAAUUUCUCUCUUCACCCAUUUACACACCUAGCUAAUUAGCUAUAAACACCAAGAAGAAGGGAUUUCCAUUAUUCCUUUGCCAUUUCCAAUCUGACAACCCCUUCCGCCGCUUUCGUCACCCACAUCUUCGCCGCCAUGGAUCGCCGCCUUGCCGUCUUUUUUUCUCUCCUCGCCAUUUCUCUCCACCUUCUACCACUUCCAGGAGAUGCAUCGACAUUUACUAUAACAAACAACUGCGACUACACUGUAUGGCCAGGAAUCCUCUCCAACGCCGGCGUAGCACCGCUCUCCACCACCGGUUUCUCUCUUCAAAAAGGCGAAUCGAAACCCAUUGCUCUGCCAUCCGGUUGGGGGGGCCGCUUCUGGGGCCGAACCCUCUGUUCAACGGAUAAAAAAACCGGGCAAUUCACUUGUCUCACCGGUGACUGUGGGUCCGGAAAAAUCGAAUGUUCUGGUGCUGGAGCAUUACCACCGGCGACAUUGGCAGAGUUCACGCUUGAUGGCUCCGGCGGGAUGGAUUUCUACGAUGUGAGCCUCGUGGAUGGAUACAAUGUCGCCAUGUUGGUUGCGCCGCGAGGUGGUAGUGGGCCAAAUUGUACUUUUACUGGGUGCGUCAAUGAUUUGAACGGCGCGUGUCCAUCAGAGUUGAGGGUGAUGAGCGAGGGAGAAGAGAGUGCAGUGGCGUGUAAAAGCGCGUGUGGUAAAUUCAACAGUCCGCAGUAUUGUUGUAGUGGAACGUACGGAUCGCCAGACACGUGUAAGCCGUCGAGUUACUCUUUGGCGUUUAAGAAGGCUUGCCCACGCGCAUAUAGCUACGCCUAUGAUGAUAAGAGUAGUACUUUCACUUGUAAAGGGUCUCCUGAUUAUACCAUCACCUUCUGCCCUUCGCCUACUACCAGCCAGAAGGCAUCAGACGAAGAAGGAACACCAUCAACAUCAUCUCCGUCAUCAAAUGUAAUAAUGAACAGCUCAAUGGUAUAUGAAGGUGCUUUAGAUAUGUCAUCGUCACCGUCCACGUACAAUCAUGUGUUAUGUUCACCGCUUAUUGCCGGUGGGGUUGCCACUAUCAUAGCCAUCUGGCGGUUGUCACAACUCUUCUAAUUCACACAUUUUGGUUUGGUGAAGGAAGGUGGACGUUAUUGUCACACCAAGUUGAUGGAUUACACAAAAGUCAGAACUAACUCUUAACUUAUUACUUCUACUGGACUACUUGUACUAUCAUUCUUCUCCAUCCAUCACGAGUGAGACCUCGAUCUUGGAAUUUUCCCGCUUUGUAACGGGCCGGUGAAGGGCCUCGUUUCUGGGCCCGAUGGUGAAGAUGAACUAAUUGAGUUUGAGAUUGAGAUUGAGAUUGAGAUUGAGGUUGAAGAUUCCUUUUAGUGGUGAAUUUUUUUAAUUAAAUUUGGAGGUAAUUAGAGUUUCAUAGAGGGUAGAAAUUAGAAGGAAUUAGCGAUUGUAAUUUAUGUAUACAUGCUACUACUAUUUAAAAUUGCUACCACUGAGGUUGGUGUUUAGUUUUAUUUGAUUUACUCAAGUUUUGUUCCUUUUAUCUCA